This is a messenger RNA of Labeo rohita (rohu), 6392 nucleotides long. It is a transcript of the gene ythdf3, whose product is annotated as YTH N6-methyladenosine RNA binding protein F3. The coding region runs from base 373 to 2187 and encodes 604 amino acids. Gene Ontology annotation, cellular component: cytoplasm. The transcript has 4 exons. Gene Ontology annotation, biological process: mRNA destabilization. Gene Ontology annotation, molecular function: N6-methyladenosine-containing RNA reader activity; mRNA binding. The record is from RefSeq and is a predicted model, not a curated record. NCBI's taxonomy places the organism in Eukaryota, Metazoa, Chordata, Actinopteri, Cypriniformes, Cyprinidae.
GCGCAUGUCUCCUGUUUUACGUCAGCGGCGGAAGGUCAGCGCUCAAACGGAAGUGAGAGUCAGAGCCCAUCCGCCAUUGUGGAGCAGAGCAGGGUUAAUAUUCUCUCCAGACGUUACACAGAGUGUGAAUGUUUCGGACUAACUUAAACACAUCACACAGCAGUCAGCCUCCCCCAGCCGUUUGACAUUCGCUGUCAGUGCCCCCCGAGAGGACCGCCGCCGACCGUUUGAAACCGGGCGAGGAGAUCAACGCCUGAGAAAUACGCUGUGAUUAUAGGGCAACCCGGAGAGAGGAAAAAUAACGUGAACCCGCAGCGGUGGCAGGAGAGACCGUGGACAGUCAUAACAGCGAUCAGCUCAGGCUCCCGGAGGAUGUCUGCGACAACUGUCGAUCAGAGACCUAAAGGACAAGGAAACAAAGUGCAAAACGGUUCGAUGCAUCAGAAGGAUGCUGUAAAUGAUGAUGACUUUGACAAUUACCUGAGCAGCCAGACAAAUCAGAGUAAUAGCUACCCACCAAUGUCUGAUCCCUACAUGCCCAGCUAUUAUGCUCCCUCUAUCGGAUUCCCUUACUCUUUGGGAGAGGCUGCUUGGUCCACCGCAGGAGACCCGCCUAUGCCGUACCUGACCACGUAUGGACAGAUGAGCAAUGGCGAGCAUCACUUCAUUCCUGAUGGAGUCUUCAGCCAGCCUGGUGCUUUAGGCAACACGCCCCCUUUUCUCAGCCAACACGGAUUUAACUUCUUUCCUGGAAAUGCAGACUUUUCCACCUGGGGCACCAGUGGUUCUCAGGGACAGUCUACGCAGAGUUCAGCAUACAGCAGCAGUUAUGGAUAUCCCCCGAGCUCAUUGGGCCGGGCCAUUGCUGAUGGACAGGCCGGAUUCGGCAGCGACACGCAACUUAGUAAAGUUCCAGGGCUCAGUAGUAUCGAUCAGGGAAUGGCCGGGCUCAAGCUCGGCUCCGACAUGUCGGCCGUUACGAAAACGGUCGGUUCUCCUUUAGGUGGGACGGCGGGGAUGAGCAGCAUGGCUGCCAACAGCAUGCCACCCGUCAGCUCCUCCGCACCAAAACCCACUUCGUGGGCUGCCAUCGCGAGGAAACCGGCGAAACCUCAGCCCAAGCUGAAGGCAAAGCCCAACAUGGGUUUGGGAAGCGGCGCCACGAUUCCUCCCCCACCGAUAAAGCAUAACAUGAACAUUGGGACCUGGGAAGACAAAGGCUCCAUCACCAAACCCCCUCUUGCGCAGCAGAUGCUGCCACCUCAACCCUUGGUGCAGCAGCAACUUUUGGCCCAACCACCAAUGCUGCAAAGUCCAUUGCCUCCUCAGCCCCAACCCCAACACCAGCAGCUCCAGCUACAAUCUCCCCAGCACCCUCAACAGCUGCCCCCCGGUCCUCCCCACCCUCACCACCACUCGCAACCAGGUCCUCCACAGCCCAUGCACCCACCUCAGGCGCAGAACCCCCCACCCCAAAACCGCUGGGUGGCUCCUCGGAACCGAGGAACCACAUUUAACCAGAACAGCGGCGUGGAGAACUUUGGCCUUGGGACGGGAGUCCCCAUGAGCUCGUCACCUUCUUCCAGUGAGGUUCACCCCGUGCUGGAGAAGCUCAAGGCCCUCAACAAUUACAACCCCAAAGACUUUGACUGGAACUUGAAAAACGGACGGGUCUUUAUCAUCAAGAGCUACUCUGAGGACGACAUCCACCGUUCCAUCAAGUACUCGAUCUGGUGCAGCACAGAGCACGGAAACAAGCGCCUGGACGGCGCCUACCGCUCGCUCGGUGCCAAAGGUCCACUGUACCUGCUCUUUAGCGUCAACGGCAGCGGACACUUCUGCGGCGUGGCCGAGAUGAAGUCAACCGUGGACUAUAACGCCUACGCCGGCGUCUGGUCCCAGGAUAAGUGGAAGGGCAAGUUUGAGGUGAAAUGGAUCUUUGUUAAGGACGUGCCCAAUAACCAGCUGCGGCACAUUCGCUUAGAAAACAAUGACAACAAGCCUGUCACCAACUCCAGGGACACUCAGGAAGUGCCCCUAGAGAAGGCAAAGCAAGUGCUUAAAAUUAUUGCGACUUUCAAGCAUACCACCUCAAUCUUUGACGAUUUUGCACAUUACGAAAAGCGGCAGGAGGAAGAGGAAGCCAUGCGAAGGGUAAGCGCAGCUUUCUGCCACUCUUCACAAUAGCAGAAAGCAGGCACUGCACAUUCAGAUCUCGUAAACAUUGUUACGUUUUAGUGCUGUCAGCAUGUCCAUCCAUUUCCAAAAGUAGUUUUUUUAUAUAGCAAGUGUUUCGGUCUCUCUUGCGUUUCAGAAAUAGGCAGCAGCAAGACAAAAACAGUGCAUUCAGUCAUAAUUAGAAAUGAAAUGUUUGAUCUGGUAACCCAGUACAUCAUUACUGGCGCUCUUGUAAUAAGUUGUUUGUGCUGUUGCCUAACACAGCUUGUGCAUAACACAUUUCCCCUAUAUUUCAAUUAACUCAACUGCUAAGUCUCAGAAGAUAGGUAUUGUGAAAUAAAUGGUUCUUUAAAAAAAAUAAAAAAAUAAAAAGUCUAUGACCGUUUAUUGAUGAAAGGCUGGCGUCGAGCUGUGACGCCAAUCAGCGUCUCUGCUCAAACAGCAGGCAGAUGUCCCAUUAAUAGAUUGAACUUACAUCAUUUCCUGUCCAACCAACACAAAUAAUUGAUGUCUCUGCCCCUUUCCUCGGCACCAGCUGCUUUUUAUCCUUGUAUGUUAGUUAUGAAAACAGAUCAAAUUUCACAUGAUUUAUCAGGUCAGACCUUUAAAGAUGUAUUGUGUCUUGCAUUUGAACAAACAGAGUCAUUUUGUAACUCAUCGUAAUUGAGCUUAAACUUGUUUGGAAGUUGUUUGACGCUGCAAGGUUUAGUACCUACACUAAACUCAUUGACCCAGCUUACUCACUUUAGAGUUUUGGGAGUGACUCCCAAACUUGUGAUGGUUUACGUGGUGAUAACCAUUGCAAUGUUUUGCCGUCACGUGCCUGUAUAAACAUGAAUGCCAGCAGUUUUUUAGUUUUAGAUUUUCUGACCAAAGCUACCAGAAAUGUUUUUGUCCAGCAAUUGUUAAUAAACUUCAGCUGAACAGAGUUCUGUGUUUAAUGCGUGUUAAGCUGCUGCUUUUACUCCUGUGAAUAACCAAAUUGUGAAUUGACUGAAUUUAGUUGCUGCAUUUAUAUGGCCUGUAAGCAGCACUGCAACUCCAUCGGCCUUGUUACAUCAGCAUGUCAUUUGUAUUCAGCUGAUUGAGUAUUUGUCACUUACACAAUAUAUGUGCAUUGUUACGUAACCCACUUUUAAGAUGAAUUGUUAGUCAAAAACAUAAAUGGAAAAAUUGCAAUCAAAAUGGCGCUUGGUCUAAUCAAGGUGUCUUGUUGUACUAGCUUUUUUUCGUGAGAGAUUAUCAAACCUCAAAUUAAGUUUUUUUUUUUUUUUUUUUUUUUUUUUUUUUUUUUUUUUCCAAAUCUCAUUUUCUUUCUAUUUCAUUACCUUGCCAAUCAUGUGUAGAUUGCCAAAGCCAUAAUAAAAUCAAGUAUUUAAAUUAAAAAGGUCUCCAAGGCCUCUGGUUUAAUUUGUGAAAUCUAAUGCUUUAUUGCUUUAUUUAACCUAAUGAAGUGGUCUUAAUCUGUGGCAUACAGCAGUGUAUAUAGAAAAUAAAUUUAUUAUAUUGAAAAUUAAAAUAUUUAUUUUAUAUAGCAUGGUGCGGUGCAUUUAUAAAUGUGUGAUGUUUUACUGCAAUUAUUUUUAUUUUUAUUAAAAAUCUUAAGCAUUUAAGAAUGAUGAGCUAAUGAAUUCUAAUCUAUUCUGUCAGUCUGCUUCAUUGACAUUUUGACAACUGAUCUAGUCAUCAGUCAACAGUGAGCUGUAAAAUCACUAUAGUCUUAAUGGUACUAAAUCACAUUUAUGGAUUAUAGCAUUUAUUAACUGGUAACCACUUCUUGAGUAUACACCUAACAAAUGAAAUUUCCAAUGUCAUCUGUUGUAAAUCUUGAAUGUUUUUGAGCACAGACUUAAGUUUGGUCUCUUCUUUUUUUUUAAAGACGACAAUAAUUGUAGAUUAUUGCUCAAGUGAAAGGUUUAAAAAAAAUUUAAAAUGUAUUAUUAUGAGAAAUUUUUACAUUUUCAAAAGAUCUGUUUUAUUCUAAAACUGCAAGAAAAGCAAUAAAUCUAAUUAAGUUGUGUUCCAAAUUUAAGAUCUCAAAAAGAAAAAAAAAUUGCUUCCAAUUUACUUCCAAUGCACCCAUUUUUGGGUUGUGAACAGUACAACAGAACAAGUUUUUACAGAGCCAUUUAACUUUUUCUAAUCACAUCCAUGAUUUUGUGUGUGUUUGCAUCACAAAUGCCAAAACCUUUACUAAGUUACAUACUAUUCAGAUUUAGUAAAAAAAAAAAAAAAAUAAAAUAAAAAUACAGAGUUCUGGCAUGAAACUCUAGAUGGCGCAGUCCGAUAGAUCUAGCUCAAUCUGACCUGGUGACAACAUUGGCAGCUGAUUGGUUCUCUCCUGUAUCGGUAGCCAAUGAGCUUACUGCUCAAUAUUCAAAUUCCUGGCUUUUGUUUGCUGUAGCAGUUUGCGGCACACUUCAGAAACCCUCCACCUUCCCCAGCUCCACCUGUAUAGAUCUGCUACGGGGUGAUUCAUGUAUGCUAUAUGGCGGGUUAUUCAUAUGUGUUACAUAUUCCUUAAAGACCAAAUACAUUAACAUUGUCAUGUACAUUACCAUGACAAUCACUCCGAGAGUUGUCAUGACAGAAAUAAAUAUAUAUUUUAAAGUCAAAAAUGACCAAACAGCACAAUAGGGUUAAAGGAAUAGUAGACAGAAAAAUGAAAUUUUGCUGAAAAUGUAUUCAUGUUCAGGCCAUACAACAUGUAAAUGAGUUUGUUUCUUCAUUGGAACAGAUUUGGAGAAAUUUAGCAUUACAUCAGCACACCAAUGGAUCCUCUGCAGUGAAUAGGUGCCGUCAGUCCAGACAGCUGAUAAAAACAUCACAGGAAACCACACAACGGUCAAAGUGAAAGCAAAAAGCAUGUCUGUAAUAAAAACAAAUCCAUGCUUAAGACAUUUUUAACUUUACAACCAUUGCUUCUGGCUAAAAUACGAGUCCUUUGUCCAAGAUAUUGAUUACUGAAAAAUACUGAAAAACUACCUUAGUCUGAAUCAUGACAGAAAUAUGCACAGAUCAAGCACUGGUAACAAGCAAAUACAGUUUUAAACUAAAAUAUCAGUGGAUUUAAAACACCAUGAUACAUUUUUUUUUCAGACAUUAAUUGAUGGACUGGAGUUGUGUGUAUUACUUAUGGAUUAUUCUGAUGUUUUAUCAGUUGUUUGAACUCUUACUCUGACGGCACCCAUUCACUGCAGGGGAUCCACUGUUGAGCAAGUGAUGUAAGAUAAAAACAUGGUUAUUUGAGGAAAUUUGCUGGCCACAGUGGUCCUAGACUUCAAACUGACACCUACUGGUGUAUUUGAGUUGCUUUGAGUUUGAGUUUUCAGUUACUGUGUUAUUAUAGAAUUACCCUGCUCACAAGCAUAUUUCUCAUGCACGAAUAAUUAUUCUCCAAUCCAAUAUCUCCAAAACAGGUUACUAAGAUGAAGUGAGCAGUAUUCAGCUGCUCAUAUAGAAUCUAUCAUGUGGCACAACCACCCUAAUGGAGCAUAAAAUGUCUUUUAUGUAACCGACAUCUUCAACAUUUGUCAGAAAUAUUACUACUUUUAAAAUUUCUUUUAAAUGUGAAAUGUUUUACUCUCUGCAUGUCAGAGAGAUCUAAUCAGCCUCAUACUGUUCGGAAACCACUGGCUGAAUCAGCAGUUUAGAUACUCAACCGCAAACUCAUUUUUACAGUUACAUGUAUCAGUAUUGCAUCAAGAUGUUGGACCUGCAUCUUCAGCAAACCAACAUUUAAAACCUUUUCAGCUUAGAUCCUUUUUUUUUUUUAAUUUAAAAAAUCUUAUUUAGUUGAUUUGACAAUUUUAAAUAUAUAAUUAUCUGCUCAUUUGACUAUUUUUACAUUUAGAUUAAGUCAUUUUUCAUACAGUGAACUUUGGAAUCAUAAUGUUAGCAUUUUACAUUUUUUUCAUUAUUUAGACAAAAUGGAAUUUUAUAUAUAGGCUAUUUCAUGACAAUUAUGAUCAGCUAAUAAAAAUCAGUUUAAGCAGUUUAUACUGAUUUCAUAAGCAACCGACAUGCAGUAAGUGUUUUUAAAGACUUCCAUGUCUGUAAGUUAAAACUAAACUAUCUUAGUAACAGACAAAGAUCAUCUUAAUGCAUCUAUGUUCCAUUUAAUCAUCUAAUUAUGUCUCUUUUCUCUCUUUCUCUUUCUUUACAGGAGCGAAAUAGAAAUAAACAGUAGGUUUACAGAGAUCUCCUUGGUAGAA